UUACCUCUCCUAAUGUUCGUUACACCGAUACCCAUAUUAUCGCUGAUUAUGCGUACAACAAUGUUACGGUCAUCAAAAAUGAAAUCGAUGGUAUUCUCGAGGUUUUGCCCACCGAAACAAAGUACCAAUUUAAAACAGAAUUGAAUAUUCCAAAAGUCGGGUUGAUGAUGGUUGGCUGGGGUGGUAACAACGGUUCUACCCUAACUGCCAGUAUCAUGGCCAAUCGUGAGAACAUCACAUGGCGCACUAAGGAUGGUGUCAAGACUCCCAACUACUUCGGAUCUGUCGUUCAGGCUUCUACCCUUAAACUCGGUGUCGACCCCAAAGGAAAUGACUUUUACAUUCCUUUCAAUCAGAUCCUGCCCAUGGUUCAUCCCAAUGAUUUGGUUCUUGGAG
Molecule: messenger RNA, 396 nt
Organism: Acaulospora colombiana
Lineage: Eukaryota; Fungi; Glomeromycota; Glomeromycetes; Diversisporales; Acaulosporaceae
Source: the annotation of a GenBank genome assembly